Lycium ferocissimum is the source of this 1069-nucleotide messenger RNA. RefSeq lists its product as uncharacterized. NCBI's taxonomy places the organism in Eukaryota, Viridiplantae, Streptophyta, Magnoliopsida, Solanales, Solanaceae. The record is from RefSeq and is a predicted model, not a curated record. Bases 134 to 1069 code for a protein of 311 amino acids. The transcript has 3 exons.
GGCCCCAAGUGUGGAACCUAGGAGGACAAGAUCGGCCGUGAUUACCGUCCCCGAGGACUGCAGUUUUUUAUCGCGUCCUGUGGGGGUUGCAAGCUACCUAAGGCCCCUCGUCUCGGACUCGGAUAAGCGGAAGAUGAACGGGGUCCCCUGGCAGAGUCUUAUUAACGAGGGCAUGCACGCGGGUAACCGGAGCGUGGUGCUCGUCAAUGAAGCCUUCAUCCGUGCUCAGCAAGAGGUUGACGACCUUAGAGGCCAACUGGAUGCCCAGGGUCGAGAAACGGAGAAGUUCCAGCACCUUUUGCAAGUGAAGGAGGAUGAAUUGAACCGAGCUGUUGCCCUUUCCAACCUUCAACCCGAGCUCGAAGCAGCGAAGGCCGAAAACCUUCGGUUAAAGGAUGAGUUGGCCGGGAUGGUCGAGAAGAAUCGGCUUCUGGAAGCGGACAAGGUCGGCCUUAGCCAAGAUAAUGCUCGUUUUUCUUCGAGGCUUGGUGAGCUCAAAACCACUAUCUCUCAACUCCGGGGGGAGCUUGACUCGGUCAAGUCUGAUGCUGUGAACAUGUUCGAGAGGCAUCGGCUGCUUGAAUCUAAGAGUGCUAAGUAUAAGGAGAGGAUGAGGGUGUUCGAGCAAAAAGCCGAGGAUAGGGCCCGGAUAUGCGACGAGCUGAAAAUCGAACUCGAGGAGACAGCCGAGGCUAAUGACCUUCUCAAAGCCGAGCUUGAGUCGGCCACUCAAAUCCAAAGAAUCCUCGAUGAAGAGAGAGAUGAAUUAGUGGCCAAACUGGCCCAGGUUGAGGCCGAUUUGGCAGAAGCCCUUAGGAGUGUGGAGGCUGCCGAGGCUCAUACCACGAUUGCGGUGGAGUAUGAACGGUGGAAGUCCCGGAGGGCCACCCUUGAGCAAGCCGAGCAUGGUUUUGCGGAUCUCCCGGCCCUGAUACUCGAAGCUAAAAGGACCGAGGAAGAAGCUAAGAGAGCCCUCGAUACUGACUCCGAAGAUUCCGAGCGGACGAUGUCAAGGCAUUACGGAUCCGGCCAAUUUUCGGAUAGACCAGGGCCUGAAUUUCGGGUGUAA